UUGAGAUAGUAGAACUAUUUCUUACCCAUGGAUUUAAUGUUGAUGCAACAGACAAAUUGGGGAAACGCGCUUUAUAUUAUUCAGUUAGGAAUUCAGAUGUGGUUAUGACUAAAUUGCUGCUAUCGCACGGAGCUAGUGUUCAAAAAAGUCCGGAGCUGCUUAGGAUUGCUACCAAAAAUAUUUGUAAGGAUUUAGUUGAGAUUCUGCUUCAAAAUAAAGCUGAUAUUGACGCCAUUGAUGAGCACGGAACGACAGCAUUGCACUUGAAUGCUUCACAGAAUCUAUUUUUCAGUUUAAUAGAUCUGAGCUACAGUGUUAAUAGUUUUGGAACGAAGGCCGAAAUAGCCAAAAUGCUCCUUAGCAUGGGUGCAAAUGUUGAUGCUAAGACGAAAGACAAAAAAAUAACUGCACUUCAUAUUGCAUGUUCUCAAACCAACCCAGAUGUCGUUAAAGUACUUUUAGAAUACAAAGCAAAUGUUAAUUGUCUUGUCGGAGAUGUUUCACCAUUGAUGAUUGCUGCAAAGAGGGGUAAUGCUUCAAUUAUGAAAAUGCUCAUAGCAAAUGGGGCUUCCGUUAAUUUAAAGCGAAAUAAUGGCGAUUCAGUUCUCCAUAUUUUAGCAAGGACAAGUCAUACAGAUGCGUUGAAGGUUUUACUUGAAAACGAUGCUGACGUGUAUUCCACAAACUCUGAGGGUCAAACGCCACUUCACUAUGCUUCAUGUAAUCCCAAUGACGAAAUAGCUUCGCUUCUCUUGCAAAACAUGUCUCAUAGUGAUUUGAAGGACAACGCGGGUAGAACACCUCUUGUUUUGGCCGUUAAAUCAUGUCACACCUCGAUUGUAAAACUACUGCUCGACUUUGGAUCCGAUAUUAAUGUUGUGCUUAACGAUAAUUACACACUAUUUAAAAUUACGCAAAAUGUUAGAACCCCACAAAUGUAUAUUAGCGACGACGAAGACAAUGAUUAUUAUGUUGAUAGAUAUUGUUAUAAUACUAAAUACUUCGCAAUCAUCAAUGUUCUAAAAAAACACACAAUAAAGUUAAGAAUUGCGGGUUUAUAUGUUUCAAAAAGAAAUAUUAAUUUUCUGCGUAACAAUGAGGAAUUUGAUGAUUUCUUAUUUGAUUGUGAAUGUGAAAUAAAUAAAAUAAAGCAAGAGAAAAUUGCAAAUAAUAAAAUAAGUUUGUACGAUAUUUUGACGAAAAAUAUCCAUUCAUUGGCAAACUAUGCAAGAAAUGCAGACGUAAUACAAUAUUUUAAUUCAGAAAACUAUAAAACAAAGUUCGUUAUAUAUGCUCCUUUUAUUGAACGAAACUUCAAGAAUGGUUAUAGAAGGCGUUUAUUGCUUGAACAGGGACAUAUGUUUUUCAAAUGUUAUUUAAAGUUGCCAAUUGAUUGCUCUGAGCUCAUAUUGACGUAUUUAAGUGAUGCUGAUUUGGAAAAUAUAAUUAAUAUUGUAUCAAAGAUGCCUUAAUCAAUCAAGGAUUCACUUCCAUAAUACAUAGUCCUUUUGAAUUCAAUUUAAACUCAAGGAAAUAUUUUUGUAUGCAAUAAAUAAAACCAUUGAAUAUUUUUGUAUAAAUAUAGCUAUCACAAUUUUUUCACGCUAUGGUAUUUACAUAUUUUGCCCUUACAUAUGUCAAAAUAAAAUUUGUUUCGAAUCAUGUGAUAAAC
This is a messenger RNA of Eupeodes corollae, 1672 nucleotides long. Its product is annotated as putative ankyrin repeat protein RF_0381. The transcript has a single exon. Bases 105 to 1472 code for a protein of 455 amino acids. Gene Ontology annotation, molecular function: protein binding. Lineage: Eukaryota; Metazoa; Arthropoda; Insecta; Diptera; Syrphidae. The record is from RefSeq and is a predicted model, not a curated record.